AUGGAGCAGGCGAGCAAACAACCACUCAAGCGGGAUCUUGGACAUGUCAAGGCUCGACCUUGGGUUCGCCAAUUUGUGGAAGAGUAUCAGGACGGGAGACCAUGGGGUUACGCAAUCUUCGAGGACCCAGAGGUUGACCACGAAGAGAUGGAGAAUUGCAUGUGCAGGAUAGACCUACUGAUAGACACUGCCAGAGGCGCUGUGUUUGGUAGCAGUUAUGAGGACUGUCCACAUUUCCAGUGGGAAUGUCUGGAUUGGCCGGAAGAGGAAGAAGAGGAGGAUAAAAGUGGACACGGACAUGCAUCGGUGGUUGGUAGAGGGGACGGUGGCGGUAUCGUAGCUGCGGAAGAAAUGAAAGAUCAUGCGCAAGAUUACACUGAACCAUACGUGGACCGAGAUACAGAAGACGAAGACGAAGAGGACGAGAACGAGGCGGACGACGCCGACAUCGACAUGGUAAGAGAGCUACCCAAACUCCGUGCUCAUUUCAAAUGGGUCCGCGAUUACGCAAAGAAGCGAAUCAACGCCCACGAGUCCUCGAAUGUCGAUCGUAACGGCAUUCACAGCGGACUCCUCCAAAACGUGUUCCUAGUCAUUGACCAGGACGCGAUGGAUUCCAUCAUGGGAAACUCGCCCUUUGCUGAUCAAGCAUGGGUCUGGGCCAUCGAUCCUGACUACGUUGGUCAUGUCGCGUCGAUGACAAGGAAUGGCCUUACGGAUGAGUACUACGGGUACAUGCGCGUACGAUUGCAGCAAUUAGUCAACAAUUUUUGGGAUGCACGGCACUAUCAUGAACAUGAUCUGCCUUUACAGGUACUAUGGAAGGCUGCGAGGCAGAGUUAUAACCAUGCAUUUGUAUCGAUGGAUCCAGAGGAAGCGCAGCAGACUGUCCAUGAUAUGAACCUGGGCAGUGCUUUGCGUGCUGACAAGGUCGACCCACUUGUCACAGGCCUUGGAUGA
Molecule: messenger RNA, 960 nt
Organism: Ramularia collo-cygni
Lineage: Eukaryota; Fungi; Ascomycota; Dothideomycetes; Mycosphaerellales; Mycosphaerellaceae
Exons: 1
Coding region: 1-960 (319 amino acids)
Source: RefSeq, a predicted model, not a curated record